This is a messenger RNA of Trichosurus vulpecula (common brushtail), 5629 nucleotides long. It is a transcript of the gene FBXL20, whose product is annotated as F-box and leucine rich repeat protein 20. Gene Ontology annotation, molecular function: protein binding. The transcript is spliced from 15 exons. Gene Ontology annotation, cellular component: SCF ubiquitin ligase complex. The record is from RefSeq and is a predicted model, not a curated record. The coding region runs from base 217 to 1527 and encodes 436 amino acids. Gene Ontology annotation, biological process: SCF-dependent proteasomal ubiquitin-dependent protein catabolic process. Lineage: Eukaryota; Metazoa; Chordata; Mammalia; Diprotodontia; Phalangeridae.
GAGGAGAGGAGAAGAAAGCCAGCGGCCCCCGCUGCGGGAGGUGGUGGAAACCCCUCCGGAGUCGCCGCUGUUGCCGCCGCGGCCUCCUCUCCCCGGGCUGGUGCCCGCUUCCUUUGCCCUCCCAGCACCGGGCCGUCCCGGCCCUCCCCGCGGGCCCCGGCCAGGGUCCCCGUCUGCACGCCGCAGCGCCCGGUCGCGGCCGCGCCCGCCGGCCCCAUGAGGAGGGACAUGAACGGGGUGACCAAGAGCAGGUUUGAGAUGUUCUCAAACAAUGACGAAGCUGUGAUCAAUAAAAAGCUUCCCAAAGAACUACUGCUAAGAAUAUUCUCUUUUCUGGAUGUUGUUACAUUGUGUCGCUGUGCUCAAGUCUCCAGGGCUUGGAAUGUUCUAGCUCUAGAUGGCAGCAACUGGCAGCGGAUUGACCUGUUUGAUUUCCAGAGGGAUAUCGAGGGCCGAGUAGUAGAGAAUAUUUCCAAAAGAUGUGGUGGUUUCUUACGAAAGUUAAGUCUGCGUGGUUGUCUUGGAGUAGGAGACAAUGCAUUAAGGACCUUUGCACAGAACUGUAGAAAUAUUGAAGUACUGAAUCUCAAUGGAUGUACAAAGACUACAGAUGCCACAUGUACUAGCCUUAGCAAGUUCUGUUCCAAACUCAGGCACCUUGACUUGGCUUCCUGUACAUCGAUAACCAACAUGUCUCUAAAAGCACUGAGUGAGGGAUGUCCACUGCUGGAACAACUGAACAUUUCAUGGUGUGACCAGGUGACCAAGGAUGGCAUCCAGGCUCUGGUGAGAGGCUGUGGAGGGCUCAAAGCCUUAUUUCUUAAAGGCUGCACACAGCUUGAGGAUGAAGCUCUUAAAUACAUUGGCACACACUGUCCGGAACUAGUGACAUUAAACCUGCAGACCUGCUUACAAAUCACAGAUGAUGGCCUCAUCACAAUAUGCAGAGGCUGCCACAAAUUGCAGUCUCUCUGUGCCUCUGGCUGCUCCAAUAUCACAGAUGCAAUCCUGAACGCCCUGGGUCAAAACUGCCCCCGGCUUAGAAUAUUAGAAGUGGCAAGGUGUUCUCAGCUAACAGAUGUCGGCUUCACUACUCUGGCUAGGAAUUGCCACGAACUAGAAAAAAUGGACCUAGAAGAAUGUGUCCAGAUAACAGAUAGCACAUUAAUUCAGCUCUCUAUACACUGUCCAAGACUUCAGGUGUUGAGUUUGUCUCAUUGUGAGCUGAUUACAGAUGAUGGAAUCCGUCACUUGGGGAAUGGAGCCUGUGCCCAUGACCAGCUGGAGGUAAUUGAGCUGGACAAUUGUCCACUUAUCACAGAUGCAUCCCUGGAGCACCUGAAGAGCUGCCAUAGCCUUGAGAGGAUAGAACUAUAUGACUGUCAGCAAAUCACGCGGGCUGGAAUCAAGAGACUCAGGACCCAUUUACCCAAUAUAAAAGUUCAUGCCUACUUUGCACCCGUCACUCCGCCUCCAUCAGUAGGGGGCAGCAGACAACGCUUCUGCAGAUGCUGCAUCAUUCUAUGACAUUGGAGGCGGUCAGCCUUGGCGAACUAAGUAUUUAAUGACACUUCUAGAGUUACCACGGAGUCUCUCCAGCGGAAUCGACCCCAGUGUUCUGAGCAAGGGCCAGAAUAGAGGGCUGUGUCCGGAUCCCCCAAGCCACACAUACACAUGCAUAUAUACCCACACCGUCCACUCCAGCUGACGUACUCUGUGACAGUGGGACUUGAAUUUGUGUUGGCUUUUUUCUGACAGGUAGAUUGGUGUAACUUGAAACCAUUCCUACUGGGCAUGCUCAGAAGAGAAUCACAAUCUAAGGUGGGGGGCAUUCCAGCAAACCCAGGGUCUCUGCUGCUGCGGUUUGUUUGUUCUUUUUGUUUGGGAUUUCUUUUGGGGAUGUCAGAACACUAAUGAGAGCUCUCCAAAGAGAAGGAGAGUAUGGACAAAUAUAGUAAAUGUUGCAUCCAGGGACCAGAAAGAAAGAAAAAUCCUUCUUCCCCUAAGAGAAUGAAGAUGGCAACCACUCAUCGUGAGACUAUUACAAUGCUUCUCUACUUCCUUGUUUCCAUACCAACAUGCCGAGCAUGCUCACAUAGAAGGCUCAUCAGAGCAUUCAGUUCAGAGAUUUCUUAGAUGGUCACAGUGAUUUAGCUUGAAAUCUCUGAUAUCCAAAUUUGUUCCUUUCGUUCACUUAUUCAUUGUGUUGUUCUCCCUAGCUGUCUUUGAGAGUGUUUGUCUGUGUCCAGGUCUCAUUUUCACUUUGUGUUGCUUGCUGAAGCACUCGCUUCAUACUGUCCGUUGUCAGCUCAUCCUUUAUCUCUUUUGCUGUCUUCUUGUUUAAGGUUUUCCAUAUGGGGUGAUAUAGUUGAGGCUACUGGGUACUUUUUAAAGAAAAGUUAUUUAUUAGUAAAAAUGUUUUAAAAUUCCACUUUUCUACCAUUAGAAAGACUGCCUGAGGUUCAGUCUGAUGUGAAGCUCUAAGCUCUAAAGAGCAGGCGAGGGAAAAUGAGCUAAAUAUUUGCUCUUGCCCCUUUCUUAGGGAAACGACUCAUAUUUUUGCCUUUUGAGUUCCUCCUUAAGAGAACAUAGUUUGUGACAUAUGAUAUAUAGGUGGCUAUGCUCAAUAACAUCCUGCUCCCUACGUUUCUUUGAGUUGAAUCCUGCUGAUCACUUGAGUGUCUUGCAUAAGGCAUGAGAGAGUGGCAUUUUUAAAGUAGAAUUGAUUGGGGAAAAUAACAAACCUCAGCCUGAAAACCUCUGACCCUGCUUUGAAUGUCAUGUUGUGAACUGAGAUUUAUGUGUGCUCAAUAACAUUGCUAACUUUGAUGUUGGCUAAGUGUUUUGUCUCAGGAAGCGUACUUAGAUGAAACACACUGCUGUCUCUGCUGCCAAUUUUUCUUAUCUGUCCCUCCCCUUCUUCCUAUACCCACCUCUGAACCCUGUGAUAGUGUGUUGCUGUUGGAUUUAGGGUCAUCAAUUGCAGGUCUAAUGGUGGUGGUUCAAAGGACCAGCAAAGCCUUCCCAGAGAAGUCACCCAGUCUUCUUGAUUCACUCUCCAGAUGUUCAGCAUAAGCAUAACCAGGUGGGGUUGGACCCUUGAGGAUAUUGGGAGCAGUCCCCAGAAGGCCUAAGAUAAUCAAUGCAGGUGGAGGUGGUCUUUGUCUUCAUAUGUACUUUGUACUUGAGAACUGAGGGAGAAAAGUUUUCAGUGCUAGUGAUUAAUUGAAUUAGGAAAAAUGAGAUGAUUUUCUAAAGCACAAGUAACAGAUUUCUAGGCCUCCAGAGUUGGAACUUUUUGUUGCUGUUUUAUAGGAGUUUAUUUAUAUGGUCGAGGUAGCCUUUUGUCACCCUCUGACUGAUCUAGGCAGCUCCAAAGGUCAUUUUUCACAUUACAGAUGAUGGCUUCCUCUCCUAAGUCCACCAGCAUAUGUUGGAAUUAGCUUGGCUAAUUAGAAAGGCAUCAGCAGAUGAAAGAGUGCUGGGAGGGAGCCUAUGACACUAUUGUGUUUAAUUUUGAUUUUGAACUUAAUGAACUCAAAGAACUUUUUCUCUUCCCAGUUCCUAAUUUUGGAAAUAUCAAAAAAAAACAAAAACCAGACCGUAACAGCUUUGUAAAAUGACUGAUCCAGCAGGGUUGGUAGUUUUGAUACCAUAGCUGAUAAGUUGUUUGUAUUAAGUUUUGAAAAGUCUAAUUGGGAACGGGAAGCUGAAAACUAAUAGUAGCCUUGUAUUCAGGGCCUUUUUCCCCCCAGAAAAAUGCAUGUUGUUGAGAUUUGGCAAACUGACCAUAAAAGUCUGUUAGUUCAGUUGGGGAGAGGAAGAAGUAGGUGGUAGCAGUGGACUUUUAUAGGCUUAUAGUCAACAGAUGUCAAUUUGAAACAUCUUUCCCAAAAAUCGAAUUUAUUCCUUUUCAAGGACACAGCUUUUCCUGUUUCGUAUGGUAUUGGAGACUUGAUUUCUAAAGUAUUGAGAUCUGACCCAGAUGCAGGUUAGGACUGAUAGUUGGUCUGACCUGGUAAUCCAUGCUAUAGAAAGAGUGCCAUUCUUUUAGGAAUCAUGAGGAAAAGAUCUUGAACGAAGCUUCUGGUACAUUAAGUCUGUGAGGUGGGUUGCACCGGCCAAUUUAAUUUAAUGCUCUAAGCAUUAGGAUUUAGCUUUAGGGUUUACUUAUUUCUGAUGACAACUGUGAUCCCUUUAAGCUUGGAAAGGGUUCUGAUUAGAAUGCUUCAGUGUUGUUAGAGAGAAUCCCUUUGCCUUCAUUCAAACUCAGCCCUAAAGAUUUUCCUUGGAGAAGACUCUUGUAGUUUCCAAAAACAUAGGAUGUAGUGAUUUUACAUUGAAUGGAAAGGAGCUUGAAAGUACUGCUCUCCCCAUUUACCCAUAUCUAAAAUCUAAAACCACAGCUGUGGUCUUAAGAGGUCUUUCCUAAAUCAAAUCUUUCUCCCUCUUAAACAUAUAGCUGGCAGGCCAUUUGCUUGAUUUUGUUGGCCCUUAUUUAGAUGUGCCACCUAUACUAGGGAAUAUGGCAUCUGAGUAACUGGAGAGUUCCUUUCCUUGUAGAAGUGGUUUCAGGGUAAAAAAAAAGGUUAACAGCCCUGCCCAACUAGUUACCACAAGCCAGGAGACAUUGGUGCUAUGCCAACUGAAGUGAAUUCUUAUAUACCAAGAGUCAUCAAUUUUCUGAACAUUCUAUCCAAACUUCAAUCAAUAGUGCCCUUGCUUUUCUUGAUUUUAUUUCUAUGCUUUUUCCUCUUAAGACUUUUUUUUUUUAACCCAUGUCUCUCUUCCCAUCUAAAUAAAGCCUUUGCCUCAUCCCAGCAGUGCUAAGGUUAUAUCAGAUAUCUCCAAUGCCUUUUCCUCCUAGUUAUGCUUACAUGUAGCAAAAAACCCUCAUCAGCCUUGGAUUCUGCCAUUCUCUGGUGGGUCAGACUUUUUGCCAUUAGGUCUGAAGUUUGCUUGUUGAACUGAAAUGAGCUUGAAAGCAAACUAUAUGCUGGAUGUAUCCUAGGAGAAAAGGGCUCCGACUUCCAUCUUUUUUUUUUUCUUUGCAGCAUUGGGGCUAUGAUGAUUAUGAAACUACAUUGUGCUUAUACCUCUGCAUACAUUUUUUUCUUUUCUAAUUUCAUCUCUAAUAUAAUAUUUUGGGGGCCUACAGCUAUUUUAAAGAGACUUUUAAAUGAUCUUUGUAAAUUUCCAGUAAUCUCCAUAUCCAUUAUAGACUAAUUUUUAAUCAGAUACAAGUCAGAAACUUGUUACAUAUUCCUUUAAUUAUAUAUUCUGGAAGGAUACCUGCAAAAUAUUUUUUAUGCAAUCCUUAUUCAGAUUGUGUUCCUCACUGAACAUUUAAGUAUAACUAUAAUAAUGCCAAAUUAACCAGAACUUAAAAUAUAGCAAAUUGAACCAUAUUUUUUAUUGCCUUGUAAAAUACCGUUGCCACUUUAUUCAGUGCACCAAUGACAGGACUGAGGGAGAGAAUUAGAGGUGACAUAAAAAGAAAAGUACCUUGAAGUUGAAUGAAGGGGAGUGUCAGUUAUUGUAAGCUGGAAUGGGGAAAAUCUGUGUGUCUUUAUCCAGUUUUCCUAUCCAUAUUAACAGUAUGUUCAGGAAAUUUCUUAAUAAAAUUGUG